Molecule: messenger RNA, 7130 nt
Organism: Cryptotermes secundus
Lineage: Eukaryota; Metazoa; Arthropoda; Insecta; Blattodea; Kalotermitidae
Gene: Larp4B
Product: la-related protein 4
Exons: 15
Coding region: 186-3218 (1010 amino acids)
Biological process (GO): positive regulation of translation
Cellular component (GO): cytosol; cytoplasmic stress granule
Molecular function (GO): mRNA 3'-UTR binding
Source: RefSeq, a predicted model, not a curated record
UGUGGUGUGUCAUGAGAUGCGUGGACAGAUAACUCUUUCUCACAUCCGUUGCUGUCUGAUUGUGUAUUCAUCUUCGCCACAUGUAAACUUCGUUUAAAUGAUAUAUUGGAUAUUUUUUUACAUAUGUUAUUUUAUUUGGUUAUGAGACCGCAACGCCAACAAGUGGCCGACGCAGAAAGCGAAAUAUGUUCGAUCCGGCGACGCGAGCUGACGUCACUCUGAGAUCUGUCUACGGUACGUUUCACCGUGAACGUCGCAGUGCUAUCAAAAUUCAAACUAAGUGUGUAGAAUACCAGCACAAUCCGUGCUGUGAUGGAUUGGAAAUACUACAGAUUGAAACGGUGACUCCUAGUCUCAGCGGUGCAGCCCUCAAUCCCAACGCUGACGUGUUCGAAAGCAAACAGUCUGAAGGCAGCAUCGAUGUGUCCUCAAGUUGGGACAUCCCUGACACAGAGUUUACCUCUUUGGACGGUUACGUGUACAUGAAUGGGGACAUUGGGAAGCUCCCUUCAGGGGCGGUGUACCCAGCCACCCCUGAUCCCCUGGCCACCGCUGCUUCCACAAGCACUGAUUACAGCACACUGAAUGGCAUAACAGACUCGCUGGAGACGUACGCCCAAACCAGCACUCCGCCAGGGGGAUCGCCCACUGACCCGAAUCCUUCUGGACCGGGUGGUGGCAUCCCCCUGGACCAGCUAAAGCAGAUGCUCUCCUCUCAACUUGAGUAUUACUUCUCAAGAGAGAACCUGGCUAAUGAUACCUACUUGCUGUCUCAAAUGGAUAAUGACCAAUACGUUCCCAUCUGGACUGUUGCAAAUUUUAAUCAAGUGAAGAAACUAACAAAAGAUAUAAAAUUAAUUACUGAAGUAUUAAGGGAAUCGCCAAAUGUGCAAGUGGAUGAGGAAGGUCAGAAGGUGCGACCAAAUCAUAAGCGGUGCAUAGUUAUUUUACGUGAAAUACCGGACAAUACACCUUUAGAAGAAGUUAAAGCUUUAUUUGCUGGAGAAGGUUGUCCCAGAUUAAUAUCAUGUGAAUUUGCACACAAUAAUUCUUGGUACGUUACAUUUGAGUCCGAUGAAGAUGCUCAGAGAGCAUACAGGUUCCUAAGGGAAGAAGUUAGGGAGUUUCAGGGUAAGCCUAUAAUGGCACGUAUCAAAGCAAAACCAAUGAAUAGGUUGCCCCUGCCACCUGUUCCUGCUAUGGGAGCAGCAAUGAAGAAUGGUUACCGCACACCUCCUGCAGCGCUGUAUGACCCCAAUGCUUACCAGGGCAGCCAGCAGAGGUUUCUGUACACUAAUGGUAGCUCAAUACCUCCUAGUGUUAAUUAUGGAAAUCAGGUUCAUGUAUAUACUUUCCAGCAGCACCAACCGUUUUAUACUCCAAGUAUGCUCCCACAUUGGAGUCCAAGUCCGUACUAUGAUAUUAGCACCGUAUUUUCUGUGAAUGGUCUUGCACCACAGGGAUCCUUCAGUAAACCGCAAAGUUCGAGAUAUCUCCCUCGCAGAAACAAACGAAACCAGCCUGGUGGUGACCGUGGAAGUAUAGGAGAUAGCAGUGCCAGCCUGGUGAGACAGUCCACCUCUUUACAUUCAUAUCAUCUUGGAGGAACGGGGCAUGUGAGUGGUGCAGUGGGUGGCACUAACAUGGCAGUUGCGAAGAGUGUGAGCAGUAGUAGUGUUGUAUGUAAAGUACCGCCGCCACAGCAGCAGCAACCGCAGCAGGCACCAAUUGCUGGAGUAACUGCAGAGAGUCAUCACAAUCAUUCCAAGAGCCAUCAUCCCUCAGUACUGCAGGACAGCAGUGACCCAAGUAGCACCGCACCUAGUCAGAGUACUCCUGGUGGCCCUUCUCAGCGCUCAGAUAGCGAUGACAAUUCCUACCGACAGUCAAGAGAAGCCUUGACUAACAAGGAGCCUAUGCCUCCAAGACAUCGGCGAAGGAGAAAGGAAGAUGAGGCGAUUGGUCCUGGAAGAGCAUCAUCCAUGAUGGGGAGUGGGAAAGCUACCUCAGGAGGUAGUCCCCAGCCCCUAAACAGGGACAGCACUGGAACAAAUUCCUCAAAGGGAAUACAGUUUGACCUUGAAGCCACUGCCUUUCCCCCAUUGCCAGGGUUGGAAGGAGGAGUUGGUGUGAGUGCCAAGAGCAAUCCUCCAGUUGAGACUGUGCAGGUGGACAGUUCAAGUUCUCAUUGGGAAAAUAGGUUGUCAGAUGUUGUAAAAGGCACUGCCAAACCGAAGAGCACAAACUCAAAAGAUAAGGACAGUGGUGCAGCAGUCUGCACCUCUCCACGUGCAACAUCACCAGCAUCUCCUAUUCCCAAGGCAGCAUCUGUUCCUGAGAUGAAGGCGCAACAGUCCCCACCACUGGCUCAGCAGACUAGUCAUGUUCCACUCCCUGUCCACGCUCAAUCCCCUGCGCCUUCAUGUGACAGAGAAGUGAAAGAUGUGGGGACGAGCAGUGAACCGGGCCUUCAUAUAGUUUCACAAACUCCACCCUUGUCCCCUGAUAAGACAGUUCCUGUUGUCAAAUGUAUGGCUGACAAAUCCACUAAGACUGAUGAUAUACUGCUAAAUGGUGAAGCAGUUGGUGUGAGUGGGACCGUGAGUUGCAAGCCCGUAGAAUCUGUGAUGAACAAACAGCAGCCACAGCAGAAACAAGGUGCAGCAAAUGCAGUUUCGACACCUAGCAAACCAGUGCCCACCACAACCAAUGCUUCCACGAUGACUAGUGCUGUGGUGGUGACAAAUGUUGCGCCAGCACCUACUCGUACAGUGGUGGUGACUACAGCCAGCACUGGUGCUGCCACUGUGGCUAGCCUUACUACUACAACUGCAGCUACAUCCCAGGCUGAUGUGUGUUCUGCAACAGAUUCAGUAGGGGGGCCAACACGCCUGAGUUAUGCACAGGUUGCACAGCACCACAAGGAGAAGGUUGAACGUAUGUUACGUGAGAAACAGAGUACAGAACAGGAGAAGGAGAAAGAUAAGGACCGGAAGAAGGAAGGAAGCACAACGCGUAUAGUGCAGCAGCAUGGUGAUGUACGAGAGCCACCACAGCGAGAAUUCCGAGAGGGUCCAGUGCGAUACAACAUGGGACGGGGUGGUCCCCGUCCAGCGUAUGAUCGUGAACGCACAGACAGGGGUGGAUUGAGGCGAAGAGAUGGUCCAGACAGAGUGCCUCGGUUCCGCGAGUACCUUCGUCCACGCUCGCCCAAGUAACAUAACCAAAACCGUGUUGUAUUGAUCUUUGUAACAUUUGUCCAUUGCCCAACUAAGGUUGGUGCACUUUGCAGAGCUGGGCUGAGUGUGCUACACUUGAUGUUGACAGCAGCUGAUUUUGUUGGAGCUCUUGCCCAUGUAUCCGCAGGGUUCACCCCACUACGGUUGCUACUCAGCAGCUGCUGGAACAUGACUUUGGCUGGAUCUUGACGUUUUCUUCAGACCAACGAACUGGAUACCCAGCAAUUCAAGGCGGGCCACAUUAAGUAAGGAAGAUGUCCCCCACCCCCAAAAAAAAUGGAUCGCCUGAUUCAACUCAUUUCUUCUGUUUUCAGCGCAAUCAGAUAUUGUUAAUGUGAUGAUGAAAGUUGUCAAGCUAAAUUGGCAGGGAAAGAGAUAUCCAGUGUGCAGACAUUUUUUCCAUUUUGUGUCGCUUUUGAAUUUGAGAGCGAUUGAAGCUGCAGUUCUGUAGUGAGUAGGUGUUAGACGACAACGUUGCACAGUAGGUCUAACCUAGUGAGACACUGACUCCCGAUAAAGCCCAAAGCUGGCACCAAGUGCCUCAGAACUGAUUAACAGUGCUCUUCUAUGUUGCAGCUGUGAACACUGAAGAAUGCAAGACAGACUUUUAUAUAACAUACAGCCAUACCUAGAGUACAUACUAUCUAAAUAUACAUCUAUAUAACAGAUGGCAUGAAGACAAUUCUCUGAUGGUUGUCACCUGAAUUAUGUAUCACAAAUAUUUGAAUUGCAGAUUAAGAUUGUUUUAUUUUAUCCAUAUAAUCUUGGCCAUAUCUGAAGUAACCGCUGGUGAAUUAUUAGUAGAGUUUGCAUUGUUAACUGUGUAUCUCUUGAUUGCAAUGGGAGUUUUCAGUUUAUGAAUAAUUUUACAGAAGUUAUUGUUAAUAUAGGAGUGUGAUCAGUGUGUGGAGGCAUUGACCUCCAUUUGAAAGCUAUUUAGGUGGAGGGGUUAGGAGGGAAGGGUGGAGGAAAUCAUACACAUCUGUGAAAAUUGGUUGUGUGUGUGUGUGUGUGCAUGCGCACACGUGUGUAUACUUGUGCAGUAACUGUGAUAGCCCUUAUUCUGAAUUCAAAAAAAAAAAGUUGGUGUAUUAUAUCAGGGAUAGUGUGCAUAUGUGACGUUCAUAAGUACUCGUAUAAUUAUAAUGAUGUAUAGGCUUGUUGGAAAGUUUUCAAGAUUAUUAGCCUACAUAUUCUUUUGUCCCUUCCUUUACUGUUGCCAAGUAAUAGUACCUAAAUAAUAUAGUAAUGUCAAUAUUUUAAACUAACCUUUGACAUGGACCUUUAUCAUAGCCAAUAGCUCCCUCUGUUAAUUAUUUCUCUUUGUAAUGUUGUUUCUUUCUGGUGUAAUCUCCUAAUUGCAGUGCCACUUUGCUUGUGAGACUGUCAUUAAAACCUGGUAUGAAUGUCUUGAAAGAUUUGGGUUGGGUAUAGAGGGUUCAGUUCUUCGUCGAUGGCCUGCAGUGAGGAGUAAAUGGUACAGCUGCUGCUCCUUUCGGAAAGACUGAUAUGACAACGUUAGGGUUGAAACUUUAUGGACCCUUCCAGGUGUAAGGAGCAGAAGUUUCAAAAAGGAAAUAACAAGGUCUGGUGCUUAAAGAGAGUUCAGAUACAGGGGGAUAACAGGAGGUUACAAGUUAACUGUUAUAGUGUGCUUGGCUGUAUGAAAGUGAUCUUAUAAUGCGUGUGUGUUUUGGCAAAAUCCUCCCCUUCAUUGUACAGAAUUAACAAAUUUAUUUUUGACAAAUAUGUAUAGAUUACAGGUUAGGUAGCUACCUGAGCAUAUAAUGUAUUGCCCUUUACCUUCAGGAAUUAAGGAGUGAGUAUGAAAUUGUGGUACAAAAUGAAAGAAGAAGAAUGGUUCUGAAUUGCCAUGUUUGGUGUUGGAUAUGGGCAACAGGCAUAUGCACGUACAGUUGGUAGUGAUUUGUAUCUGUAAUGUUGAGCCACAUGUUGUCAUUCCAACUCAAGUCACAUUGCAAGCCCAUAUCAUGUUCAGCAUGCACUUGUAAACUAGUUGGGUUCUGAUUCUGUUAACAAAAGCAUAAAUGUGUGCAGGCUACUUCAAUUUCUUGUGUGGUUUUGUGAUAUAUUGGAAGUUACCUGAAAUUUUUGGUUUCCAUUAUGAAGUGACAACACAUGGGGCUCCAUUUGUUUCUGAAGGUUUUUCCAGUUUCUCUUAGUUUCAGGCCAGGCUUCUGAUAGAGUUAGUAACGUACCUCUAGACACAGUAUUGACUUUGAUGAGCUGCCUUUGCCUUGUGUGGCAUAUCAUCCACCAUAGUCAUAAGAUAUACUGACAAAGUAACCAUGCAUGUUCUGGUACAGUUGGGUUAUAAAGUAGCAACCUUAACUAUAUUUUCUGCAUUUGCCAGCUUUUAGAUGAUUUCUGAUUUUGAGAUAUUUGUGUAUUGCCAGUAUCAGUUGCUUGCCUCAUUAUGAAUAAUGGAUAUUGCCAAAUAUUAUUUACUAUAAUUUUGGUUCUGGUUAUACACUAACAUUUUAAAAACUAGCAAUAAUAUGGUAUGUGGAAUAUCAAUAUUUGACUCAAGAAAAUGGGUCUGUUUUAGUCAAGUAUUGUGGAAAUGCACUGAAUAGAGACUUUUCAGACAACUUUCAAUAUAGCACAAUUUUUUUAAGUGUGAUACUUAAACUUUAUUACUUGAUGCUCGUAUUGUAGAUAAUUAGGGUUGCUUAUGAGUUUGUUGCAGGGGCUCUUUGCGAGGGCUAGAAGGGGAAUGUUACAUAGAUUUCACUGGCUGCUUUCGGUUUUCCCUGGUUUUCUUGCUGUGGACACUUUCAUCCUGUCACACAGCUUCAACAGAGGCCUUCUUUAAGUUUUGAGUUUUGUUACAUGGUCCAUUACUCAUCAAUUUGUGUAGUGUGGCUGAAUGUCCGUUAGGUAGUUCAGUACAGCCACUUUCAGACAAUUGCUUGCACUCUUGAGCAUAGGGUGCUCUCAAGCUGCUGGCAACAUGUGACAGAAGAUGCAGUACUGCCUUGCAUGGGAAGUACAUUAACUAGUUAUGUGGAUUGUGGUCAGUUCAUUGAAUGAAAUCUUUGAAAUUGGUUUUAGUUAAAAUGAAAUGUGCUUCCAUUAGAGUAAUAGCUUCCAACAUUUACUACAGCUCUGAAAAUAUAAACCAUCUUCUUUGGGGUGUGAAUAAAGUAAAUUAGUCAUCAUAGUGAAUUUUGUGACACACUUUGUUACCCAUACCCAGUCAAGUUGCCACAUUUGGGUACGUAACGUAAGCAACCAUCUUGUGCUCCACAGUUGUAUGCCAUUGGAUUAUGUGAACAUUAUAGCUAAAAAGGUCUUAAAACUUGUAUCCUAUAGCCAGUGUGAUGUUUAUUAUUCAUUUGAGCCAAAUACUGACUGUGUAAAAACCUUUGCUGCAAAAUUCAUGUGUUUUGGUUUUUACGUGCAAGUGACAGUAUAUGGAAUUAUAUGUAAAAAUGUAUAACAGAAAUACUGGAACUGUGACUUGAUUGUGUGUCUGUUUCCCUCAUAAGGGGGUGAAAUGAGCAAACAGUCCGCAUUCCCUGCUAUGGCCACAGUCACGCAGAGAAUGCACACUGACAGGCACACCACAUGGAUUAUUUAUAAUAUUUAAUAUUAUUUUUACAUAAUAACCUGAGGUAUAUGCAGCACGAAAGACAUGUUUUUGUUCAGUAAACUGGUAAAAUGCUUCAGGAAAAAUCUCCCCUUAUAUAAUUUUUGUCAGGUGCUGAUAAAGGUGCCCAUCAGUACAUAAUGUAAUGCCAAUGUUGUACAGAGGAGGUAGGCCUUAAUUGAAAACACUACGUGGAAAAUGGAAAUGUUUUUGGUUGUUCUUUUUUUUUCUGUUCAGUUUGGUUGGAAAUAAAAAAAACUUUGCAUGUGGUUUCCAUA